UUUCCUAUGAAAAAAAGUUGUACCAAUAUAGAUGAAAGAAUUUCCCAUCAUGUCGACAUCUUGUGCAAAAGUAAAGCAAAACAAAAAAAUUUGCAACAGCAAGCAGCACGUGGGCACGGCUUAAUUAAGCGUCCUCCUGUCUGUCUGCUGCUAAUCGCGGCCAUGGACGACGGGCACCUCGACUGCUCCUCCAUCGGCAGCUACUUCGACGACAUCCUCAUGGACACGGAGCAGCAGCUUGCGUGCUGUACUCACACCCACACCUGCAACCCGCCCGACCACCACCUCCACCACACCCACACCUGCCUCCACGUCCACUCCAACUUCACCGCCUCCGCCUCCUCCGACGCCGGCGCCGGCGCCGAGACCCCGGCCGAGUUCGAGGACGCCCACAACACCUUCAGGAGCAAGAGACGCCGUCCCUCGGGUAAUCAGGCGGCCGUGCGCAAGUACCGGGAGAAGAAGAAGGCGCACACCGUGCUGCUGGAGGAGGAGGCGGCCCGUCUCAGGGCUAUGAACGAGGAGCUCGGCAAGAAGGUCCAGGAUCACGCCGCGCUCGAGGCCGAGGCGGCUAGGCUCCGCUGCCUGCUCGUCGACGUCAGGGGGAGGAUCGAAGGGGAGAUCGGCGCCUUCCCUUACCACCGGCGGCCCGCCAAGGGCGCCGGUCAGGGCGGUGCCCAGAUUAUGAGUUCAUGUGAUUUCAUAGGAACCUGUGAACAACCUCAUACGUGUUUUCAUUAGUAUCAGAUCUAUACAAUGGACAAUAUUAUUCUCUGAGGGCAGUUGACAUGGAAGGAGAGAGGACGGUGGCGACAGUCGUCACUAGGUUGAAGAAAGAAGCUAGUUGUGGCAUGGUUUAGUCUUCGGUAGAUGUCCCGUGAGUGUGUACUCCCUCCGCUACUCUUAUCAAUAGAGGUUUUCGUUCCGUUUUAUAUAUAAAGUAACGAUCAUCAAUAACCCAGUACAAACACAAGCCACCAC
Molecule: messenger RNA, 981 nt
Organism: Hordeum vulgare subsp. vulgare (domesticated barley)
Lineage: Eukaryota; Viridiplantae; Streptophyta; Magnoliopsida; Poales; Poaceae
Product: basic leucine zipper 19-like
Exons: 1
Coding region: 7-741 (244 amino acids)
Biological process (GO): DNA-templated transcription; regulation of transcription by RNA polymerase II
Molecular function (GO): RNA polymerase II cis-regulatory region sequence-specific DNA binding; DNA-binding transcription factor activity, RNA polymerase II-specific
Source: RefSeq, a predicted model, not a curated record